Molecule: messenger RNA, 755 nt
Organism: Salarias fasciatus (jewelled blenny)
Lineage: Eukaryota; Metazoa; Chordata; Actinopteri; Blenniiformes; Blenniidae
Product: dispanin subfamily A member 2b-like
Exons: 2
Coding region: 207-602 (131 amino acids)
Cellular component (GO): plasma membrane
Source: RefSeq, a predicted model, not a curated record
AUCAGAAGUUUGGGAAUAUCUGUCACCGGCAAAAAAUAUAUAUAAUUUGAAUACGCUCUACUGGUUUGGUUUGUGAGAGCAGCAGGUCCUUUGCUGCAUCAGGAAAUGCCUUAAAAGGCAGUGGGGGCUCAGAGCCUCGAGCCAGUUCAUCAAAGAUUCUCCAGCAGAACUUGACUCAUAACCUCAGCAGAGCUCAGCCAGGAGAGAUGAACCCUCACGCCGCAGCCGCCACUCCGAUGUACCCGCUCAACCAGGGCGACGCGGCCCCAGGCCAGCCUCAAGGCUCCUCUGUGGUUCAUUACACCACUGUGAACGUGGCCCCAGAGCCCCCCAGAGACCACAUCGUCUGGUCCAUCUGCUGCCUCCUCUACUCCAACCCUUUCUGCCUCGGACUGGUGGCUCUCAUCUUCUCCGUCAAGGCCAGAGACAGGAAGCUGGCCGGGGAUCUGGAAGGUGCCCGUUACCACGGAAGGAUCGCCUGCAUACUCAACAUUAUCUCCACUGUCCUGGUCUCAAUCCUGACCUUGGCUUUAAUAAUUGUAAUGGCUGUCGCAAUUCAUACUACCACAGCAUAUUACAACCAUCACUCAUACGGAAAAUGAUUUUCAAGACUUCCCUGCUGAUGCACCUGCUUUGUCUUCCCUUUGAUUAUUGAUUUUAAUGAAUUAAUGGAGUGUUUUUUUCUGCAGGCAUCAUUAAAUGAAAAUGUAACUCCUGUCUGUCAUUUCCGAAUGAGUUAUACUUAAUCAUUUUGG